CAAAGAAAAUUCAACAAGCAGUGGCCAAGCGGGCCGUUAGACUGGAGAAGAAUUUUGUAAAUGAACGGCUUCUUUUCCCGGGUACGAAGCUCUCAAGAUGAAACUGAACCGGGUGAUCCGGAUCUCGCAAAAGGAUGACCUCUUGCCACGUGGCCGUCCAUGUAGCCUUAUGAAUCUCUCCACUUUGCAGUUUGCACUAUGCAUUCUUCCUCGUCAUUAUGCAUUCUUCUUAUAUUUCAAGAACCCACAACUUCCUGUACUCCCGCAAGUACAAUUUCCGAUUUUCAUAUCCCAACUACUGUACUACUACUACUACAUCUGAACGCGCCACCAUGGAGAAGUACUCCAAAGAUGCUGUUGGUGAGGAGGCGAUCAAGGAUCAACUGAGGGAAGGCUUUGCCAAAAGUGCCUGCGAUUAUGAUCCUUCCAAUUGUGAAUUUGAUGAGAUUCUCCCUCAUCUUCUAAACAUCUAUGCAUCCCAUGCCACACCUCAAGAUUUUGAUAUCUAUGCUCCUGAUGCAACCUUUGAAGACCCACUGAUGCGAGCUCAAGGGAUAAAGCAGAUUAAGUCAGCUUUCUACUCAAUUCCCAAGGUUUUCAGUGAGUCAAGAAUCACAGAAUAUAGCAUCAAAGAGAAUGUAAUUUCACCUAGAAAGAAGGAGAUACUCAUGGACAACAAGCAGUAUUACAAAUUUCUGGGGAAAGAUAUACAUAUGAUAUCCCUUAUCAAAUUGCAGAUAGAGAACGGGAAGAUCGUUCGACAUGAAGAUUGUUUCGCGUCUCAUUCAACAACUAUUAGUUCUACCACUGCCGGUGAUUAUCCCCGGUUACUCGGGACAUUUUCAUGUGAAAUGUGGAUCGCAGGUGGGAUCAGAAGCCCCUAUGGAACAGUGAGACGGUUCGGCUGCCGCUGGUCGGGCGGCUCGCAGAAAUGACUCGCCGGGCCUCAAUGUUGGUUACUCAUUGUCUGAUGCGGUUUGGUAAGGAUCCAAGCAAUUGACAACUACUCAAAGUGUGCGCGCGCGCGCGCAUAAAGCUUUGGUUACUAUCUUAAAACGAUUGGUUAUGUUGUAUUGUAACUAAAACUUGCAAAUACUUUGGAAUUAAGGGUCAGCUGACAUGGACUUGUAAUAGUUUGGGGUUCUGAGUUGAACUUAGUUAAGACGAAUUUGUAAUUGGAUCCCAGGCUUAAUCCUAUUUAUAACUCAAUUCAGCACUUAAACUUAAUAAA
Molecule: messenger RNA, 1231 nt
Organism: Coffea arabica (coffee)
Lineage: Eukaryota; Viridiplantae; Streptophyta; Magnoliopsida; Gentianales; Rubiaceae
Source: RefSeq, a predicted model, not a curated record